AUGGUGGCCGAGCUAACUGACAUUUCCACGGCGACAAUCGGCGGAAAAGCAUCUCUGCAUGCUGGUGGCAUCUCGAAACAGCGCAAACGACCUAAAUGGAUCCAGACGGCGACGCGUGAACCGAUUUACAGCGUCUUGGACAGCGACGACAGCGCAAAGAGUUUUCCUCCGGAUGUCCACGGCAAGAUUGUGAUAAUCAGCGCGGUCAAGAACGAGUCGAGCCGCAAAUCCAACGUGGAAAACAAGCUACCGUACGUCUGGCCAUCAUCUCGGAAUAGAACGUCGCCGAUUCUUGAGGUUGAGGACGAGAACACUCUUUACAGCGUGGUGAGAAAACCGAAGAAAGUACGAUUGCCGGAAACACCGUCUUCCGACGAGGAGACGAUUCGACCCGUCGACCCGUGUCGCGAUUCGACACGGAUCGAGGACACCGUUCCCAGCGAGAAGCGACAGCUGGACCCGGAAGACGUAUCCAAACGAGUCGAGGUAAGAAAGUGGCUCCGCGACACGCCCAGGCAGCCUCUACCGGAUCCAUCGAAGAUGUUUUCCGAUCGAUCCGAAUACGAGAACCGCUGGCCGGAUCGAGAGAACCCGGUGGCGCUGCCCCGAGGGGUGGUGGGCCUCGUGGGGCCCUACAGGAUUUAUAGAAAUCCAAACGAGAGCAGAGAAUAUAUACUUCAAGAGGAGGAACUUGUUGAAGAAGUACUGGAUUCUACGAGCGAGAAAGUGCAGGAAGAAGAGAACAAGAACGAGCAUCGACAGAGGGCGAAAUGGAAGAUCAGGGAGGACGACGAGGAAACUUUAGUACCGGAUAUCCGGGAUCUGCCGAGUCUGAAAGAUUUCAUAGAGAUGAAGAACGAUAAGGGGGAAGAUGACGAUUGGAGAAAUGAAGGAGGAUCGGUGACGAAGAUGGAAAAAUCGGAAUGUGUCGAGAAGAUUCUGUCCGGUAAAGAGGAACGCGCGGUGGAUGUACCGGAUACGAUAUCCGCGGUCUCGAUGACGUCGAUGAAGCAGAAAUGGGCGAGCAACGAGCAGCACGACAAGGACAGCCUGAACGAGACCGGAAGUACAACGGGUGGCACCGUGGAGGGUGCGCCGAGCGGUGGCCCCUCGGGGUGCAGGACCAAGGAUAAGAACGACCAGCCACCCGCGCAACCAUCCACCUCGUCGCCACCGGCGAGGUCCUUGGUCUCUAGGCUCCUGGCGAGGACGCGGUCGCCCGAGGAUCUUUUGGAUCAUUCGGAACCUUACUCGCAAUUAUGGGUGGUCCUCUCGAACGUGUACGGCGAGCUGAUCGUCGUGCUAACAUUCGCGGUAUGUUUGGCCGAGGUCAUGGACACGCCUGUGCCUUUGCUCAGUUUGCAAGGCAUCUUCCUCAUGUAUCUCUACGUGGGCAGUAUUGCUGUUAUCAUCGCAAUCUACAUAUGGGUGCUGAUUGACAGCUGCGGCAGUUUGAGUCGCGGCGGUAACGGGCUCGGCGACGCGGAACUCGGCGGCGCGUCGCUCAGCAGGUUUGGAUCAUUAAAACGAGCGCACAUCUCCAGGGCCAGGACCGCACCGACCAGUUUUUACAUACGCGUCGGCGCGCUCCUGUUCGGUUUGGCGACGUUGGUAUUCAACGGUCUGGAGAUGGCGAUGCACACGAUGAUGCAGGGCACCGAGUGCUUGACCGACGUCGUCUUCGUGCAUCCGGUGAUGCACGGCCUGUUCACCUUCUUGCAGAUGCACUUUCUCUUCGUAAACUCGCAGGUCCUCGUAGAACGUUUCGGUCUGGCAGCUCGAUUCGGUUUCACCCACCUCGCAGCCACGAAUGUCGCGGUCUGGGCACGUCUGGUGAUUUGGGAUUCCGCGCAAGAAUGGACUUACUUUGUGCAUUUGGCGCAACACGAACAGGAAACGUCCGUAUCUCCUUUGAGUCUUCGAGGAUUUCCCGGAUCCUUGACGAGACAAUCACGGGAUUUUAUAGAUGAUUCGUCGACGAGAGAAAGCACCUUCAAGGCCUAUCAACCUGUCUCGAACGAGCAAAUCUCACAAGUAAUCGCGCUGCAAGAAUGCCUGAAUACUAACACCCUAGGACAAUUAUGGACGUCAAGCAUGCCCUUCCUGUAUCCCUUUAUCGUACAAUUUAGUCUAAUCGCAGCCGCGGUGACUUUCGUGAUGGGUCAGAACGUCGGUCGGAGUCGAUUGACUAAACAAAAAUUUCACGGCAGCAAGGAUUUAAGCGGUCACACUAGGGUAGGCUGCGACGGUUCCAGCAAGGGUCUCUUUCUGGGCAUCCUCUGCAUGGUUGCCGGCAUCGUGGUGAUCCUAAUCUUCCUCGUCGUGCGAGAGGACGAGAAUUUCCCCUCCGCCACGUUAUCCUGGCUCACUUGUGGCACCCUGAUCGGCAUACUGACGCUGAGCAGCUUGAUGACAGCCAGCGGUCUCGUGCAGGUGCGACAGAUUUCGGUAGUGUCGCGUGCGCCGGCCGCCCUGGACAGUCUCCUGUCGAACGUGUCGCUCUUCGGGGUGCAGCUCUACUCCGUCUUCACCAUCGUGGUGUGCGCCUGCUCGCUGGCCAUGUCGGAUCACGGCGAAACCGAGGACACGCGAGCCAGACACAUUAUGCUGCUGUCAACAUCGAUUCUGCAGCUCGUGCAAUGCUUUGCACAGAGCACCUUGAUCGCCGAAACGUCGCGACGUUCGUGCAUCACGCGCUUUCAGAUGCUGGCCAAGCCCGGCCGCCAGGUGAUCACCUUUCUGCUCUUCAGCAACGCCGUCUUGUGGGCCUUCGACACUGUCAUUACGCAGAACUGGCUGUCGCAAGAGUUGCAGCUCCGGUUCUUCGGCGUGCUCGCCUGGGGCGUAUUGUCAAGAAUCGGUCUGCCUCUCUUGAUCUUCUACAGAUUUCACAGUUGCGUGCUGCUGCUCGAGGCGUGGAACAAAUGCUACAGAACGCCGCGAGGAGAGCAUCCUCUCAACUGACAACGCGGAAUCUUACGCCGACUUUCGUGCAGGCUGCAUCAUUCUGGCUUACAAGAUCUUCAUUGUCCCGGAAGAUUGAUGCUGAAACCGUCGACGGACAGCGGAUGCGUUUACAAGCGGACACUGUACCCGAAUUCGCUGUCAUUGGACGCGAUGCAUCUUCUACCC
Molecule: messenger RNA, 3132 nt
Organism: Formica exsecta
Lineage: Eukaryota; Metazoa; Arthropoda; Insecta; Hymenoptera; Formicidae
Product: proton channel OtopLc-like
Exons: 9
Coding region: 1-2964 (987 amino acids)
Biological process (GO): proton transmembrane transport
Cellular component (GO): membrane
Molecular function (GO): proton channel activity
Source: RefSeq, a predicted model, not a curated record